Paraglomus occultum is the source of this 690-nucleotide messenger RNA. Lineage: Eukaryota; Fungi; Glomeromycota; Glomeromycetes; Paraglomerales; Paraglomeraceae. The record is from the annotation of a GenBank genome assembly.
AUGGGCCAGCGUCUUAGUCAAAUGGUCAAUGAGAGCACGGACAAGGAAAGUCGAGAGGCUUUAAAAUUUCUCCAUACAAUGGUUGUUUCGAAAAUGAAAAGCUUUGAGCAUGAGCUUUUAAACCCUUCUUCCAACAACCAUAUGGUUCGCAUCGGGACGAUAGUUGAUAGAGUCGAGGACAUUCAUGUGAAUGCUUCGGUUGAUUCUGAGAAAUUAAGCAAACAAAUAAAUAAAACAUUGGAUACCUUGUUUAGUGGAGAUAUUGGCGCAGCACUAAAAAUGGCCGUGUUGACGACUGUGAAAACGUUUAUCGGGCGUUCAGAAGUAGGUGACUCGCAUUUCCGCGACUACCACGUCUUUGUGCAGGACAACGCACUGGUUCGACUAGACGUCAUGCUAUACAAAUACAACUUUUCGUCGGAAAAUGUGUUACGCAAUGUAAACUCGGUAAAUGCGUAUUUAUUUUAUAAAUCUAUUAUAAAUCACGAUGAAGUUUCCCGGGACUUGAUGGUUUACGAAAUUACACGCUUUGUUAGCGGCUACUUAAAAGCCGCCGUGUACGAAAGUUCGAAAACUGAGCAGGAAGAAAUUGACGAGGAAGUUGCAAAGUAUCUCCAAAGGCUUCACAGUCUUUACAGACUUUUCGAUAACGAUAGCAGUAGCAAUACGCCUCAACUAUUAAAGUGGUAA